Molecule: messenger RNA, 1597 nt
Organism: Laetiporus sulphureus 93-53
Lineage: Eukaryota; Fungi; Basidiomycota; Agaricomycetes; Polyporales; Laetiporaceae
Product: eukaryotic translation initiation factor 5
Exons: 5
Coding region: 198-1409 (403 amino acids)
Biological process (GO): formation of translation preinitiation complex; translational initiation; formation of cytoplasmic translation initiation complex
Cellular component (GO): cytosol
Molecular function (GO): eukaryotic initiation factor eIF2 binding; translation initiation factor activity; GDP-dissociation inhibitor activity
Source: RefSeq, a predicted model, not a curated record
CCACAUCGCACGUCCUGGAAAUUUUUUGCAUCUCGUCGCUCGCCGUCGUGCAUUCCACAAUUUCGUCCAACGCUUCAUUACCAGCUGCUGUUCUCUGUACUAACAGGGGAUACAUGCUUCGACCUCCAAUCUGUAUAUCGAGACACAAACGACCGUUGCAUUCCAAAACACUUAGUAUUCGUUAAACAUCGCCCAACAUGGCUGCCGGUGUUGUAAAUAUUCGUCGUGAUGUCGACGACAAGUUCUACCGCUACCGUAUGCCCGUCCUCUUGACCAAGAUUGAAGGCAAGGGCAACGGUAUCAAGACCGUCAUCCCCAACAUGUCAGACGUCGCUCGGGCGCUGAGCCGACCGCCUACUUAUCCUACCAAGUACUUUGGUUGCGAACUCGGUGCUCAGACAACCUUCGACGAGAAGAACGAUCGCUACAUUGUCAAUGGUGCUCAUGAUGCGGCUAAGCUGCGCGAGCUUCUCGACGGCUUCAUCGAAAAGUUUGUGCUUUGCAAGGCGUGCAAGAAUCCCGAGACGGAUCUCAUCAUCACUAAGAACGACGUGAUCGUCCGCGAUUGCAAGGCGUGUGGCGAACGUACGGGCGUCGACAUGCGUCAUAAACUCACCACCUUCAUCAUCAAGAACCCGCCGAAGAAUCCGAAGAAGACCAAGGCGAAGAAGGCCUCUGCCGAUGGCAGCCCCAGCCCUGGCGCUAACGGUCACGAGAAUGGGAAUGGCGAUGCUCAUGCCGACGCUGACGCCGAAAGCGACGAUGAACUUACCAGGCGCAUCAAGGCAGAAGCGGCGGAGCUCAACCCGGAUGCUGUCGCUAUUACCAAGGAAGACUGGUCCGUUGACACCUCGGCCGAAGCUGUGAAGGCCCGUGUUAAGGCCGUUGAGUCCAGCAUGGCGGCUGUUGCGCUUGCAGGUGGGGAUGACGAUAGUGAUGAAGGCGUCGAUAGUCCCUAUUCUCAGCUUGGGCGUUGGGUUCAGGAGAACAGGGACAGCGGCCCUGUUGAGAUAUACAAAAAGGCUGACGAGCUCGGCAUCGCAAAGAAGCACAAAUCUGUACAAGUGCUUAUGCAAGUACUGUUCACUGCCGAUAUACUUGCCGAGAUUCCUCAGUAUGCGCCUCUCUUCAAGAAGAUGGUCACCUCCGAGAAACAUCAGAAAUCUUUGCUCGGAGGCAUGGAGCGCCUCGUGGGCGUAACUCACCCCGACCUCAUCGCUGCGGUGCCGAAAAUCCUCAUGGAGUUUUAUCAGGCAGACAUUCUCGAGGAGGAUGUUGUGAAGCAGUGGGGCACACACGUCAGCAAGAAGUACGUCGACAGGGACACGAGCAAGAAGGUUCGCAAAGCCAGCGAGCCCUUCUUGAAGUGGCUUGAUGAAGCCGACGACAGCGAUGAGGACGACGAUUAGUUUGGUCGGACCAUUAUCUGUACAUUCAUGUUGCAUGCCCUACUCCACGUCGUGAACCCAGCUCCGCUCUGUAUCGUUCUGUAUAUUGGAUAUUGAUAAUGGUAUGACUGUUGUACGUUUGUUGUAGAGGUGUGUAGCUUGUCAUCGCACAACGAGGACACCAAUGCGUCAUCACUUUGCUUCUAAAA